AACAACCCGAAACUAACAAAUUUCAUCAUCAACAUACAAACAACCAACCAAUCAAAGUUUCAAAACAAGUUCAAGCAAGAAACGAGGGAGAAAGAAAAUGGCAGACAACAAGCAAAACAUAAGCUACCAAGCCGGUCAAGCCACUGGCCAGACUAAGGAGAAGGCAAGUGGUAUGAUGGACAAGGCCAAAGAUGCUGCUGCUUCAGCUCAAGAUUCCAUGCAACAGGCUGGGCAACAGAUGAAGGAGAAGGCACAAGGAGCUACUGAUGGGGUGAAGGACAAAACCGGCAUGAACAAGAACACCUGAACAACUUUUUUUUUUCAUUUUCCGUUCUAAUCUAAUUCCUCUCUUGGAGUUAUUUAAUAAAUUUGGGAAGGGGUAGUGAUUCUCAUUCCUGUGCUCUUCUGAUGUUAUUUCCUUUUUGUAUGGUUAUGUAAUCUUUUCAAAUAAUUAAUAAAAUCUCAGUUUUUCUAA
Molecule: messenger RNA, 475 nt
Organism: Raphanus sativus (radish)
Lineage: Eukaryota; Viridiplantae; Streptophyta; Magnoliopsida; Brassicales; Brassicaceae
Product: stress-induced protein KIN2
Exons: 3
Coding region: 98-307 (69 amino acids)
Source: RefSeq, a predicted model, not a curated record